AUGUCUGGCAUGCAACUACGAAUUAAAAUUUACGUUUUGCUAUGUUUGGCUAUUGCAACCGGAUACGUAACAGUGGCAAACAGAAAACUGGAAGAAGCCUUAAUGAAAACAUACAAUCGGAAACAUCGACCAGUAAAAAAAGAUUCGACAACGAUGCAAAUUCAAAUUUAUCUGUUAAUUGGACAUAUUGAAAAAGUGGAUGAAGAAGAGCAAACGAUGUUACUUCAUGGAUUAUUGUGGACAUCGUGGACCGAUGAAUAUUUAAAAUGGGAUCCUAGCAAAUAUAAUAAUACAAGACGAAUCGCAAUUGAAAGUUGGAAAAUUUGGCAACCUGCUCUUUCGCUUUAUAAUAGUGCACGUGGUAAUAGCUGGUAUUUACAUAUGGGUGGCUUACCAGCAUCAGUAAACAAUGAUGGCAAAGUUUGGGCAUCUGGUUCUUUCAGCUUUCACGUAACAUGCUUAUUUGAUUUUACUAAUUACCCAUACGAUGAACAGGAGUGUCCUAUUGUGAUUGCUGACUGGGUAUAUGAUCUUUCUAAGGUGAAUUUAUCAGAUCCAUCUGGAAAUGCAAGUUUGAAUAAACCAGCAAUCAAACUUAGUUAUGAUCCGCUCGAUAAUACAAGCAUGAAACGUCAUGUUGCAGGCUGUUGGGAAGUGAAAGAUACGUGGCGUCGUCAAUGCUAUUGGGGACCAACAGGUUGUCGGGAUGAGUCACCAGACAGUCAGCCUGAAUGGUUUUGGUCAUUGAUUGAAUUUGGUGUUCGAAUUAAGCGCAGAGUACCGUAUUUUGCUUUAACAGUUAUCGUACCUACCAUAACCACCUGUUUUCUGACUUUAAUGGUCUUUUGGAUUGACACAAUGUCAUUAGCAAUUGCUACAACAGUAAUGAAUGUACUCUUACAAGGAUUGUAUAGUUGGGAAUUUAUUAAAAAUUUACCACCUGGCAGUGGUGGCGUACCAAAAAUAGUGUCAUUUUAUGGUAUGAAUCUAUCGUUGACAGGAAUAACAUUUAUGCUACAUGUUAUUAUCGCUUAUUUGGUUUACAUUUUACCUGAAAAUUUGGAAUUACCAUUUCAGCUUUUGAUUGGUGAUUAUCAAGACAACGAAUACAAUCAACAAGACCAUCAGAAGCAGCGACAAUGUGACAAUAUCAUAGCGAUGGAUCAAAAUCCCACAUUUUCCUUUAUCACUACUACUGCAACUGCUCCAGCAACAGAAUUACAAUUGAAUCCUGCAGUGAAUGAUGGCGAGAAUAUUGCAUUGACUGAUAAUUUAUCACAUGCUGUUUAUUCGCAUACUCCGUCGCAAAGUGGGAAUGUGACAACAAGUGACGCAAAUGCAGGAACGACAAGAAAGAAUAGCGACACUGCUGGAUUUGGCCAUAUUGCUCAACAAUUGUAUAUUAUCAGAAGAUUGAUAUUUUUCUUGUUCUUUAUCAUUUAUAUUAUUUCUAUACCAAUUUGUUUAUUCUGA
Molecule: messenger RNA, 1473 nt
Organism: Brugia malayi
Lineage: Eukaryota; Metazoa; Nematoda; Chromadorea; Rhabditida; Onchocercidae
Exons: 11
Coding region: 1-1473 (490 amino acids)
Biological process (GO): nervous system process; monoatomic ion transmembrane transport; chemical synaptic transmission
Cellular component (GO): neuron projection; synapse; membrane
Molecular function (GO): neurotransmitter receptor activity; transmembrane signaling receptor activity; extracellular ligand-gated monoatomic ion channel activity
Source: RefSeq, a predicted model, not a curated record